Molecule: messenger RNA, 1899 nt
Organism: Raphanus sativus (radish)
Lineage: Eukaryota; Viridiplantae; Streptophyta; Magnoliopsida; Brassicales; Brassicaceae
Product: protein CHROMATIN REMODELING 20-like
Exons: 14
Coding region: 1-1899 (632 amino acids)
Cellular component (GO): nucleus
Molecular function (GO): ATP hydrolysis activity
Source: RefSeq, a predicted model, not a curated record
AUGGAGGGAAGAGAGGAUACAGUGGAGGGAAAAGAAGAUAGAAUGGAGGUGGAGGUUGAAAAGGUGGAAGCAAGGGAGGAGGAGCGGAAUGAUGAAGUGAUGGAAGAAAACAACAAUCAAGACGAGGAGAUGCAAGAUACUGAGUUGAGAUCCGAGAGUUCUGUUUCUGUUUCGGAUGAAGAGGAAGAAGGAUUGCGGUCUGGGAAUGAUGAUGAGUUGGAUCUUGAGAAGCCUCUGAGCGAGGAAGAAGUAGACGAGUUGAUUUCAGAUCUUUUGGGAGUCGAGAGCAAGGCUGCGGAAGCUCAGGAAGCACUUGAAAAGGAGUCUCUUUCUAGAGUAGAGAGUGAAGUUAGGGAGGAAUUAGCACAGACGCUUCAUGGCGAUGAGCUGGAUAAAGCUGUGGAAGCUGAAAUGAUGACAUUUAAAGAUGAAUGGGAGGCAACUCUUGAUGAGCUUGAAACCGAAAGUGCAAACUUGUUGGAGCAACUUGAUGGUGCUGGAAUUGAACUUCCAAAAUUGUACGAAAUGAUCGAAAGUCAAGCCCCUAAUGGUUGCUAUACUGAAGCUUGGAAAAAGAGAGCCCACUGGGUUGGGACUCAGGUGACAAAAGAAACUGGGGAGUCAUUGGCUAACGCAGAGACUUUUCUUCUCACCCACCGGCCUGUCCGAAAACGACAUGGAAAACUUUUGGAGGAGGGAGCUAGUGGGUUUCUGGAGAAAAAGUUUGCUGACGAUGCUGUUAAAGAGAGUCUAACUGGAACAUCUGAGCUUGACUGGUCGUCUCUCAACAAAGUUUUUUCGGAGAAAAGAGAUGAGGCUAUUUCCUUCGGUAGUAAGCAUUGGGCUUCUGUUUACUUGGCAAGCACUCCACAACAAGCUGCAGCCAUGGGAUUAGAAUUUCCAGGAGUUAAUGAGGUGGAGGAAAUUGAAGAGAUAGAUGAAAGUUUGGCAGACCCUUUUUUCGCCGAUGCAAUAGAAAACGAAAGAGAACUUGCCCUCACUGAAGAACAAAAGAAAAACUAUAUAAGGAGUUCUGCAAUGAAAUAUGUCAAAGAAGAGGAUGAUAUAAAUACCGAUCGUGAACUUCAACUUCGUUUGAAACGGAAGAGACGCAAGAAAAGAUCUAAACAGGUUAUCAGGCACACGGCAGAGGAUAGGGAUGAUGAUUCGGCGUAUUUGCAUGGGAAUUCAAUUGCCCCAAACUCUGCUGAAGAUCAAGUAAAAUGUCCGGAGAAUAGCACUGAGUUUCAAAAUAAUGAAGUUAACAAAGAGGAAAACGGGAAUUUGUCUAAUUCAGAUGCAGAUAAGAUGGUCCCCGUUGCAGAUCUUGAUGUAGAUACCAUGAGAGAUGAUUUGCAGAAUCCAGCAAGCAAAUUUAGGUGUACUGCCUGUAAUAACGUAACUGUGGAAGUGCACAGUCAUCCCCUUCUAGAUGUAAUAGUUUGCAUGGAUUGCAAACGUUUAAUUGAAGAUAGAGUUGCUACGAGGAAUAUUGGUGAAGAAUCCUUGUCUGAAGCUCAAUCCUCUGGUUGGGAUUGUUGCUGUUGCGCUCCCAUUCCCUUACGAAGAUUGACACUGGAACUAGAGAAAGCCAUGGGAGAUAAGAAGUCAACGGAGUCUAGCUCUGAUUCCAGCUCGGAUUCUAGCUCUGAUAAUAAUUCUGUUGAUACAGAUGCUGAUGUCAAUGUAGCAGCAAGCUCAAAGAAGAAACUGAAAAAGAAAAUCCGGCGGAUUAUUGAUGAUGCUGAACUAGGGAAGGAUACGAGAAGCAAAAUAGCAAUUGAGAAGAAACGACAGGAGCGCCUUAGGUCCUUGCAGUUUUCUGCCAGAUACAAAACAAUUAGCUCUAUGGGAGACGUGAAAAUUCCAGAAGGUGCAGAAGCUGAGGGAGAUUGGUGA